AGUGAGGUCAACACGGUGCCAAUGUCGACCUGUAGCUAAUUAAUCAGCCCCAGGGAAAGUUGAGUUAGGGUCGUCGUUUUGCAUGUAGUUUGCGCUUUACCUGGACUUCCUACAGCAGAAAGUUUAAGAGUGUAUUGUUCUGUAACUGUCGGUAGUCAUUUUAAAAAAUGUCAGCAUGUUUCCAUCUUCUCACAGAGUGAAACUCAACAGAGUCGCAUUAAAAGACGUCGUUGGGCUAAAACUGGCGCCGCGACGGAGACGAGUCUCAAAGCCGUUGAAUAACGUUACAGCUGACUCCAACAAACAAGAAGAAAAACAUGUCGUUUCUGAAAUAGUGUCAGUGAAGGACAAUAGCAGCAAUGAACCCGUCCAAACUUUUUUAACAGAACAAAUGGCCACAGAAAAUGACCCAGACACGGCCAGUAGAGAUGCUGGAGAGAAGAAGUGUGAGCCAAAGAGGAGAAAUGAUUUCCAGUCAUGCAAAAGGAAAGAUACGGAGUUAAAACAAGAGGGGCCGAUCACUAGAGACAUUGAUCGAAAGGUGCAUCCACGCCUCACUGGACUGGCUGGUUCAGAUGAGGCUUUGAGAAGAGCUGUCAGAGCCUCUGGCUGUAGUCUCUGUGGUGACUGUAAAUACAUUUCCCCCCAGCAGAAGACAUUGGGUAAGCAAGGGCAGAAAAGCAGUAGCCCAGGGGCAGAGCGGCCUAUGUUCACUGUGACCCCUAAGAAGAUUAUUGUAUGGAUAGACCGGUACCCCAAGGUGACGCUUUGUGAUGUAGCCCAAAACUAUGAUGCAUCCAAUCACGAUUCAGGCAUUGUGUUACCAGACGUACUGAAGAACAAGGUUGUGCGUUGCUUCAAACGGGACAUGAGAGCUGGAUUUCAGUUUAGGCCCAGUUGUUUAGGGCACAGCAAACAUGGAAAUGAUGAAAGUGCUCUGGCUAAAAAUAGUGGGUUGUGUCCCAGGGUUAAGUCUGAGACGAGCAUCUGUCAGCCUCAGAGUCUGACUGAAAACCAGUAUCACCUGAAGGAACACACAUAUGCAGAGACAUUAUCCACUCAUACCUCAUGUCAUUUCCUGAAGGGUUGGGCGAGUGAAGCCUCUGCAACUUGUUCUGCUUCUUCCUCGCUAGGUAAGCAUACAAACAAGGGGGAGUGCAGGACUGGCAUGUGGGACAGAGAUGUUGAGGAGGACCCUGGGCCAGGAUGUGACCUCAUGAGAGAAGAGAUGCAUAGAGACAAAAGAGUAAAACUUGGGAACAGCAUUGAAGAUGGCAGUUUACCCUUCACUUCAGACUUAGAAAGCAUUAGUUGUAAUGACCCAGCAAAAACUAGAGACAAAGAGAAAACAUGCUCUGGGAUGUCUGCUGACAGCCAGUCAUGUUUAGAACUUGCCAUCAGGAGCUGCAGAGCUUUUGACUCAGCUGUGAAAGAUUACUGUGUCCUCAAGAAACCUUGUGGUGAGAUAGGCGACCUCAGAAAAACUGACGCAGCACAUAUGUCAUCAGAGCGGUUCUGUCAAAGGACUGAAUUGGACACAGAUGAACUUGAGUCAUUAACCUGCCAGAGAGUGAGGGUCUAUUUCAGAAAACCAAAUUUUUCUUGUGCACGCACAUACAUGUCCUGGCCCUUCUCUAACAGUGGUCAGACCCUUGCAGCACAUGCUGGUACCACAGCCUGUCCAGCAGAGCCUAUUGAUCCAUCCACUAGAGAUCACACCCACUUUCCAAUAAGUCAAAAUCAGCCAGUUUCAACCAGCAACCGAACCAAUGUCAUGCUCCCAAAUGCAGCUACAGUAAGCUCAACCAACCAGGUCUCUCAUCAAAAUGAAGAGAAAGGAGAAGGUGGUGCAAGACAUGGAAGAGAAGAAGAUGGAGAAAGGGGGGAAGGACAUGGUAAUAUGUCUUCACAGUCUUUGGCCGGCAAAAACAUGGAGUUUGUACCUCUCUUUAGGAAAGAAUCACUGGCCAGUCCUCUGACAGACAUUGCUACACUUUCCACCCCUAGUCACCAAUGGGAGCUUGGUACUGAAACAGUGUCAGCCCCAUCUUUGCCUGCUAAUGGACCUGAAACUGACAGCUCCAUGUCUACCCCUUCCCCCUCAGAGCUUGGCCUGAGUGACUGGGAAACUGCCACUUUGUCCCCUAUGUCAUCUCGAUUCCCACAUGGUGGUUUGAGCAGCCUCUCGGUCACGCCAUCCUCCCUCCCACCUUCAUCUUUUCUGCUGAACAAAGUCAAAGGUGUUGAGUUGCCUGAUGCACAUUCUACAUGCGCAUCACCAACACCAUCUUCCUCCUCACCCAAAUAUAUUGUUAAAAUGAUAAAAGACCCAUUGUUCUGCUGCGAAGACACCCGAAUGACUUCAUGCAGUUCUUCAUCUAGCGCUCCUCCACACAACUCCGACUCCCUUCAUUCAUGUGAUUCCUUCCUCCUCCUCCCUCAAGAGGAGCAAGAGAGUGAUGGAGGCAUUCUCACAAGCAGGAGCCCACCAAAACUUGAGCCUUAUUAUUAUACGAGCCCCUGUAACCAUGAUGGAGUUGGAAAAGAGAGAUCACUGCACAAUGUCCCCAUUGAACAGUGCAGAGAAACUGACUUAAACAUGUUGUUGCUUCCACCACUGCUCUCUCCUGUUACUUCACCACAGUGGCACUCACGGACAAGCUUCCUGUUGCAAAGACCAUGCAGCUCCGACGAGGAGGAGGAGGAAGAGGGGGAGGAGGAGAUGAGCAAAGACACCAACAGACAAAAAAUGUUCCAAGGACAUCACAUGCCACAAAUUGUGAAUGGCAACAGUGAAAGCUGCAAGAAUGAUCUUGAACACGGUGUUGAAUUCAAGGGAGUAUCGUCACAUUUCAAAACUCUUACUGAUGAUACUCAAAGGGUACUUCAGUCUUCUCCCAGCAGUGAUGAAGAUGUAGAUGAUGGUAAUGAAGAGGAGAAUCAGAAUGAAACUGAUCACGAAGAUGAUGAGGCACAGGGUAGCAGUAAAUCAGAGCAAGUUCCCUCAGAUCCUAAAAUAAAGGAAAAGAUUACCUCAGGUGUUCUGACAGAAUCCCGCUCUUCUCCCAGCAGUGAAGAAGAUGAUGGCGGAGCCUUCAAUGGUGAGGGACAGCCACGUUCUGCUAGAGAAAAGGGAUCAAGUGUAUCUGAAAUAGCAGGCGGUGAAAGGCAUAAAACUAAAGCAGAGGCAGCUGGUGACACUCAGUCCUACAUUUUGGAUGAGUUCACAGCUUAUGAACAAGAUAUCCUACUUGUGAAUGUGAUCCAGGAUGACCCAGAGCUGUUUGACAAGCUGCCCCAGAAAAGUGUGCUGAAACUGGGUCCCACAAGGGUUAGUGAGGCCCCUAAAACCAGACCUACUGGAGUGGUGAAAAUGCUGUUGCCAAGGACAGAUGAAGCAUCAGUGAAGUCUGAACAAAGAUUGACGGCAAUAAAUAUAGAUUUUCACCGCAUCAGUCCUGACAUCAAAGAGGAGAGUGAAAGCCGGCCCUGGAGACCUCAGUGUAGCAGCACCCCUUUCAAAAUGCAAAGCAACUCGUGGCCCGCCACAGAGAAGCAAACCAAAACCAUGGGUCAAUGUGAUGCCAACAACAAUCAUGUAAAUGGAGGGCCACAAAGGAACCAGCCCAUCCAGACAGUGAACUCCACGCUUAAUCACAUCCCUCCAUUCAUGACUGUAAGAAAUGGGCCAUGGACCACAACCCCAACAAACAUGACAGAAUUUAGGCGCCAGAAAUCCAACACUUAUUGCAGGCAGUACUUCAGUGAAUCACUGUCCUGCGGGUUCAAGAUGUGUCGAUUCCAGCAUGUACCUGUAGAGGGAGAUGAGAAGUUCUGUGUUGACACUGUGACACGGUUCUCCAAAAAUCCAAUGUGCCUCCAGAAAGCAGGAGCUGUGUUUACAGGCUACUACCAGAGCAACCCACCAGGAGUGUAUUUCUCCAUGCCAGUGCUUCUGUCACUCCUCUGGGCUCUACUCAAAGCUGGCAUGGUGUCUGAUGUCUUCUCAGUCCUCAGCGUCAGCUUGGCCCACAAGAUAGUGCCUGGCCAUGAGUUCCUGCUAGCUCUUUUCAACUAUGUAAGAGAAAAGGGUCUGGUGGGCUGUGUACCUGAACUCAUGCAGCUCACAUUCAAGAUGGCCACUGCUGGGCUAGUGCUGAGUUUGGAUUGCUUUGACUGUGUAAAAAACACUCCUGAGUUCCAGCAGACAGUCCAUCCAAACUCACCUGUUUCAGUGUCUGGCAACCACAAGUUAUCAGUGUCCACCAGUGCACCCUUUCCAGAGUACCUGAAUUUGGCCCACGCCAUUGUGGAGAUAGAGCUUUGUACGAAGCAAGAGGACUGGAGGCGGAUGGGGGAGGUUUUCAAGUCCAUUUGUCAAUCCUGCCAACAUCCCAACCAAGUAGAGCACAUCAGCGGUCGAGUUGCAAUAGCGCUCCUGUCUGAGAGUAAAGACAAGCUGUCACUGCCCUUUGCUGCCUUGGCUGAGACAGUGUGUCAGAGUGAAGGUGAGGACAGCCUGAUCAGGAGUUUCUUAGGCAGAAUUGGAGUCUCGCUUAUGUUAAGAUACCACAAAACACACCAGUGGGCCAGGGGUCGGAAGGUGGUGGAGGUGCUGUCCUUGUCAAAGGUCAACUACUCGAUGCUGAAGGGUUUGUUUGGGAAUGAGGACGGCGCAUCACGCUGCUACCUGGUCACUGUGGCUACUGAGCUCUUCCUCCUGAGUGGCAGCGUGGAGGGAGCUCUGAACACACUCCGAGAAAACAAAUGGUUCCUGAGUUCGUGUUUGUGGCCAUGUGAGCCUGCUGAUCUGGAGAGUAGAAGUCGUGUGCUGAUGCGUCUGGCUGAGAAAACCUCUCACAGAGACACGCUGGAGGUCCUCCGUAAUCUCCCUGGAAUCAAAGAGCCAAAUGACCUGGUGGAUAUCUCCAGGUACAGUCCCCUGUUUAACUCUCACCUACAAGUGUGUAUGGACAGACAGAUACUUCCUGUAGCCUCAGACACAGUGGACUUCAUGCUCUUGAAAAACCUGGCAGUUGACCAGGCAGUGCUGCAGAUACUUUUACAUAAACUGGGGAAACAAAACUUGUGGCUCCGCGCAAGAGAAGUCUUCAGACACUCUCUGAGUGUGGGGUACUACGCAGGUGUAUCAGCUCCCCCUGGUUUCAUGGCACUGAUCGUCCCCUGUCGACUGGGGGAGGUUGAGCUGGCUCUCGCCUUUGAAAUGUUCAUCACUGUCAAUGCAACAGUCAUUGUGCACCUUACAGAGACCACGACUUCCUGCCUCAGCAUCACUCUGAAAAGGACUCAAAGCUGUGAGAGCGAGUACCUCUCUGCUGGUAGCCGCCUGCUCUCUGCAGCAUGUAUCCCUCAGCCCAAACUAAUUGUUCACUACACAGCAGUUAACUCCUCACAGGAGCAAGUGUUCACACUUGACAUUCCCUCUGCUCGACGCUGGCUCCGCCACAAUCAUUUGUGGGCCAAUGAGGUGUGGACGCACUAGACCAAACCGUUACUCCCCCCUAUAGUCACCCUGAAACUGUUCAUGUUCCAGAGACAUCAGUUGACUCUGGGAAAACAACCAAUGAAAUCAGGAAAACGAACGCAUGUGCAUUUCUGUUGGCUUGUACGUUUGUAACACUCAAUGGUGCUAUUUCAAUUUAGCUUUUGACUAAGAAGCAGAAAUCAGAAGAUCACCACCAAAGACUGACGCCAGAACUUUACACUGUUUGUUUUUUUACAAAUCUAAUAAUUUAUCUUUGUUCAGAUUUCUUUUAAAAUAUGUUAAAGGAGUUAUUUUGUUAAUUCCCUGUCGUUUCCAGAGGAGUUCUUUUAGCUCAUUUGUCUUUCAUUUAUGUCACUCAGUGUUUAUGUGAUUUACUAUUUUGAAAAAAUAAAGUCUGUGGGGGAAGUCCAGCAUAUAUUUGUAGGGUUGUUGUUGUUGUUACAAAUAUUAUAGAUUUUGUUUACUUAAUUGUAAAUAACAUCUGAGUGUAAAUAGGUAUAUAUUUAUAAUGGUGUUAAGUCUUUGACAGUAUUAUGUUACUGAAUUAUAUUAGUGAUUGUCAAAACCUCAACUGUUGCCAGUUCAAGAGCUGUGAAUUUACAUUUCCUUUGUAUGACGUUUUUAUAAAACCGCUGUUCUGCUCCAAAA
Messenger RNA from Thunnus maccoyii (southern bluefin tuna), 6154 nucleotides. RefSeq names its product testis and ovary specific TOPAZ 1 (gene topaz1). NCBI's taxonomy places the organism in Eukaryota, Metazoa, Chordata, Actinopteri, Scombriformes, Scombridae. The transcript has 20 exons. The record is from RefSeq and is a predicted model, not a curated record. The coding region runs from base 176 to 5503 and encodes 1775 amino acids. Gene Ontology annotation, biological process: spermatid development; spermatocyte division.